This is a messenger RNA of Gamsiella multidivaricata, 2046 nucleotides long. RefSeq lists its product as uncharacterized. Lineage: Eukaryota; Fungi; Mortierellomycota; Mortierellomycetes; Mortierellales; Mortierellaceae. The transcript has 4 exons. Bases 1 to 2046 code for a protein of 681 amino acids. Gene Ontology annotation, molecular function: protein binding. The record is from RefSeq and is a predicted model, not a curated record.
AUGACAAAGAGGCCUCGCACGACAGAGCAUGUUGCGGCAGCAUUUGUUCUGUCACUUGCGCUCUCAACCCCCACACACGCACAACAACAACCCAAUGCUACAACAACGACCUCGACCACAACACCCACAUCGACUUCAGCGCCACCAGCACAGUAUACCAACGGUGCACCGAAUGCCUUUAUUGGCGUUGCCUCCGCAACAGGCAACGGACGCAUCUUUUACCAGGGUGGACAGCUCAACACCGCGACGGUGCAGUACUCAAACGAACUGCUCUCGCUCGAUGUCACAGUAUCGUGGCCUAUUUCGAAUCCUGCUUGGAGCAAUCUGACAACCCCAACCUCGGGCGCAGGGGGACCAAAGGUUUCCAGCCAUUCGGCCACGAUGUCCAAGGAUCUGAAUACCCUGUAUUUGACAGCACCUACGGGGGAGUUGGAGAAUCCGUUCUUGUACGAGUACAACGUCAAGACGGCGACAUGGUCCACGGAGAAUGCACCGUCAGCCCAGGCAGCAAUAUGGACCAGCCGCAAAGAGGCCCAGCUGUUGACCGAUCCCGCCACAGGUGCCAUCUGGUACCUGGGCGGGGCUCUACCCGGUGGAAUCGAUAUCAAUGAGAUUGACAGGUACCAGAACGGAUCGUGGAAUGCCAACAUUGCAGCGACGAGUGUGAACGAAGGAGCCACGGGAUCUGUGGCGGUGAUGAACAAAUUCAGUUCAGGAACAUCCCAUAUUUACGGCAGUCGGAUCUAUCUCUUUGGAGGGUUCACGUCCGGAAGUGGAUCAAGGAGUUAUCAGUCCUUCCAGGCUGUGCCGUGGAUCGAUAUCUCAACCGCAACACCCACCAUCGGAACAAUGCUGACAUUAGGGCCGGUUCCUGCGCCCCGGCAAGAGCACUGCAGUGUUCUCACCUCUAGCCAGAAAAUCAUUAUCUUUGGGGGCUAUGACGCCAAUACAAAAUCUACAUUCGAUGACAUCUGGUCCCUGGACCUCGUCACUGCGACGUGGCAGCAGAUUAUCACCAUAAACCCCACCCGGCCACGGUACGGACAUAACUGCAACCUUGUCGGAGCCAACAUGAUCGUGUACGGCGGUCGUGCCAGCGCGUCAGGGAGCACAACUGAAAUCGGAUACCUCAAGGAUAUUCAAGUCUAUGAUGUAAUUAAGACCGCCUGGAUGACGACUUAUACCCCAAAGGAGGAUUUAACCCCAAUCUCGAAACCUCUUCCCGGAGGCGUUGGGUUCGGAGGUACGGAUAGUUCCUCAGGGUUGUCAACGGGCGCAUUGGUUGGUAUCAUUGUUGGAGCCAUUGCCGUGGUGGGAUCGAUCAUUGCUGUGGUCGUCUAUAGGAAACGACAGAGACGAAUAGAGAUCCGGGAGGCAGAGAUGGAGAAGACGGCCUAUGUGACAUCCUUGGGGUCUGAUGGCGAAGCCGAUGAUGAACUGCACCGUGAUAGCAGCCGUGGUCGUCUGCGGGAUGGCCAUCGGAGCUAUCGCAACAAUCCAUAUGCGGCUUCGUCCGCAUCUCCGCGUUCGGGAUCCACGAGACCACUGAACGGGGCCGACAGUACUGUGGCCAACACUCCUGGGAUGAGACAAUACGAUCAAGCAGGUGUUGAGACAUUGACCCCAACAAGCCAGGGCCUGAAAUACACAAGCCCACCAGAGUCAUCCGGAGGCGUACAGUACCUGAUGCAGCAGCUCCCCGAUGGUACUAUUGCUGUCCAACCCGUCUAUCUCGACCAUCAGCCAGUGCCGCUUCAACAUUCACCGAACAUGGUGUAUUCUGAGACGAGUAGUUUAGGCGGUUUUCUGGGCACACCCAAGUUCUCUUCCACUGUACCGAUUUCAGGUGCUGGAGUAGCAGCAGGGAUGGGCGGUCAGUCAAGUCCGAACGCUGGUACAGGAUACCUCCCACCGCCUCUAUCACCUAUUCACGCCCACAACCGUGCUACUUCAUCAUCAUUUACACUCCCACCCAGCACGAAAGAUAACACUUCUAAUAUGGGGAACAUCGCGAUUCCCCCGCCGACACAUGAUCCCUUCGCGUAA